CUAGUCAGCUCAGAUUCUAAAAUACAAAUUUCUAUAUAUUUAGUAUAAUUUUUAAAGGGAUAAGCCAAUAGUUUCUAAAAGAACAAUUUCUACUGACAUUCAGCAGCACUGACAACAGCUGACCUGCUUCUUCAUUCCAUGCGCCUUUGUUAUCAAAUUCGGACUGACAGUGAUUUAUCCACUGAUACCGCACUUGAACAGCAAUGGGACGAUUACUUCUGGAGCACACGCUGCAAGGCCAUAAAGGACGCAUUUGGGGUGUGGCAUGGCAUCCUAAGGGAAACGUAUUUGCCUCCUGUGGCGAGGACAAAGCCAUUCGCAUUUGGUCGCUGAAUGGGAGCACUUGGACCACCAAGACUAUUCUUUCCGACGGCCACAAGCGCACUAUUCGCGAAAUCCGGUGGUCCCCAUGUGGUCAGUACUUGGCCUCGGCCAGCUUUGAUGCCACCACAGCGAUCUGGUCGAAAUCUUCGGGAGAAUUUGAAUGCAACGCCACCCUGGAGGGUCACGAAAACGAGGUGAAGAGCGUUAGCUGGUCGCGAACUGGCACGUUUCUGGCGACCUGUUCGCGUGACAAAUCCGUGUGGAUCUGGGAGGUGGCCGGCGACGAUGAGUUCGAAUGCGCCGCCGUUCUGAAUGCGCACACACAGGACGUAAAGCGAGUGGUUUGGCAUCCGACUAAAGAGAUCCUGGCCUCCUCAUCGUACGACAAUACCAUAAAAAUGUUCGCCGAGGACCCGAUAGAUGACGACUGGGACUGCACGGCAACGCUAUCUUCCCAUACGAGCACGGUUUGGAGCAUUGACUUUGAUGUAGAUGGCGAGCGUCUAGUUUCGUGCAGCGAUGAUGCGACAAUAAAGAUCUGGCGGGCAUACCAUCCAGGCAAUUCAGCCGGAGUGGCUACACCCGAAAAGCAGACAGUGUGGAAGUGCGUCUGCACCCUGUCCGGCCAGCAUUCGCGAGCUAUCUACGACGUCUCCUGGUGCAAGCUCACAGGUAUGAUAGCCAGUGCCUGCGGCGACGAUGGCAUCCGCAUUUUCAAGGAAACCAUCGAGUCCAAACCAGAUGAACCCACGUUCGAGCAACUAACGUCGGAGGAAGGUGCACACGAUCAAGAUGUAAAUUCCGUACAGUGGAAUCCUGUAGUGCCUGGGCAGCUAAUCUCCUGCAGCGAUGACGGCACCAUUAAGAUUUGGAAAGUGACCGAGUAGCAUACCAAUGUUUUUUACAUUUAAGUGGUAUAUGUAUUUAAAUAAUAAUGGAACAUGAUUUGUGUACAGUUUCUGCAUAAAAAUUAAAGAAUAUAAAUGACA
Messenger RNA from Drosophila eugracilis, 1313 nucleotides. RefSeq names its product probable cytosolic iron-sulfur protein assembly protein Ciao1 (gene Ciao1). Gene Ontology annotation, cellular component: cytosolic [4Fe-4S] assembly targeting complex. Gene Ontology annotation, biological process: iron-sulfur cluster assembly. Gene Ontology annotation, molecular function: protein binding. Bases 204 to 1211 code for a protein of 335 amino acids. The transcript has 2 exons. The record is from RefSeq and is a predicted model, not a curated record. Lineage: Eukaryota; Metazoa; Arthropoda; Insecta; Diptera; Drosophilidae.